AAAAUUGCGGCCAGACAAUCAUAAUUUUGAUGCCUUUUUUUCCUCUUUCAGGGAACUACAUGUUUUAUUAGUUGUGUUUUUCUGUUGUUUGUUUUGUGCAAUUGGAAGACAACAAAACUGGUAACUUUUGCAUUUUUAUGUCGUUUUCUUUGAGUUUAUAUAUGGGAUCUAGUAGGUUAUGGUGAAUAGAAGAGAAAAUCAUAUAGGGCUCAUAUGAUUUUAGUUCAUCUACUUUGUAGAUAUUCAUACUUUUUUGUGUUGUGUAUGUGUGUCUCUGCGGGUUCUUGUGUGCAUGCUAUGCAAGUUCUUUGUACCCAGACUUUAAAUUGUAUGGUCGUGUGGUUAGUUAAGUUUUUACUUUUGUUUACUGGUGAAACUGUGCUUGUGUUAACUGAUGUUUCCCAUCUUGAUUGAAAAACAGGUUGACAAAUGAGGGGUAGAAGUUAUAGUUACAGUCCUUCCCCUCCAAGGGGUUACAGCAGGAGAUACCGGAGCCCUAGCCCAAGAGGUCGCUAUGGAGGUCGUGGGAGAGAUCUUCCUACUAGUCUCUUGGUCCGUAAUCUUCGCCGUGACUGUAGGCCUGAAGAUCUUCGUGGGCCAUUUGGGGAAUUUGGUCUCUUGAAGGACGUUUAUCUGCCUCGUGAUUACUAUACAGGGGAGCCAAGGGGUUUUGGUUUUGUGCAAUAUGUAGACCCUGCUGAUGCAGCUGAAGCCAAAUAUCAGAUGGAUGGCCAGGUUCUUCGUGGGCGUGAGCUAACUGUUGUGUUUGCUGAGGAAAACCGGAAAAAACCAUCAGAAAUGAGGGCUAGAGAACGUUACAGGGGUCGGUCUUAUGAUAGGAGGCGGUCACCACCUCGUUAUUCUCGAUCACCAUUUUCUUCUCGGACCUAUUCCCGUACUCCUGAUUAUUAUUCACCAUCUCCUCAACGAAGGUCCAUUUCUCCUCGAGAUCGGAGGUACAGGAAAAGGUCUUACUCAAGGUCUCCUUAUGGCUCAAGGAGCCGGAGUUGGAGUCGGAGCCGGAGCCUGGAUUCUGAAGGUUACUCGAUGUAAUUGGGUUGGUGAAUUGAGAUGAGGGGGGCUUGAUCACCGGAAGGCAGGUUUAUGGGAUGUAGUACUCCUGGAUUAUUAUUGAGUCUGUUCUCUUCAGCUAUGUUAAUAGUGAAGGCUUGUUCAUUUAUACACUUGAGCACAGGAUGUAUUUUAUUUAAGUUCCUGCAGGUUAGAAAGCUGAAUUGAUGGUUUUUUCCUCCCACUCAGUUCUUGUUUUAUGUUUCGAACUUAUUUUUGCCUAGUUUUACUUCCCUCAUCUUUUGAGGCUGUUUCGAGGAA
Coffea arabica (coffee) is the source of this 1332-nucleotide messenger RNA. RefSeq names its product serine/arginine-rich SC35-like splicing factor SCL33. Gene Ontology annotation, molecular function: RNA binding. NCBI's taxonomy places the organism in Eukaryota, Viridiplantae, Streptophyta, Magnoliopsida, Gentianales, Rubiaceae. The record is from RefSeq and is a predicted model, not a curated record.